This is a messenger RNA of Archocentrus centrarchus (flier cichlid), 2561 nucleotides long. Its product is annotated as smoothelin-like protein 2. The transcript is spliced from 13 exons. Lineage: Eukaryota; Metazoa; Chordata; Actinopteri; Cichliformes; Cichlidae. The coding region runs from base 456 to 2234 and encodes 592 amino acids. Gene Ontology annotation, molecular function: protein binding. The record is from RefSeq and is a predicted model, not a curated record.
CUCAGACACCACGCUGAGCAGCAGGGGCAGCGUGUUGGGGGGUAGACGUCCAGGAAACCCAAAGUGGAUGCACUGCCGCAGAGGAGGGCGGCAGAAAAUUAUUUGCCACUUCAACUGGAUUCCUUUGAAAGAUGAGAGGGAAGAGUAAGCGAACACUCGUGUUGAGAGAAGUCCUCCAUGGAGCUUGAUGGGACUUUAAUGAGUUCCUGUUAAGAAGUCUUUUGGAACCUCCUUUAGAACCUUCCUGUGUCUUUACUGGAAAAACUGUCAUGGAAGACAUCAGAUGUCCUUGAAACAUUUUUAGAAGGAGUGAGACGAGAGCGCAGAAUUAUUUGAUCAUUUCAUUUUGAGGAAGUAGAGGAUAAGUUGAAGGUUUGGUUUAGAGCUUCAUGCUGAGGCCCCUCAUUUCUUAUCUGACUUGAAGCCAAGGGUUGGUGAGGGUUGCUGAAAAAGCCAUGGAUGAAGCUCCAGAACGGGGUCAGGAGGCAGCAGUGAACGAGGCUCUUGUUCAGUUCAAGGACACGCUGCAAGCUGCUGUAAGGGAGGUGCACGUGGACGUGAGUGCUUUCAAGCAGCGUAUUGAGCAAAGGAUCGAGGAGCUGUGCAUUUGCAAUGGACCUUUGGCUGAGGCGGUUACCAGGCUCCAGGAGGAGAACCUGCAGCUCAGGGCGAAGCUGGAGGCCCUCAGCCACCUGGUAGAGGGUCUCUCAGGGGUGAAGAUCGAGAUGAAGGGGAAGGCUGAGGAGCAAAGAUUAGAGAAUGGUCAUGUGCAGAUUCAAUAUAAGACCGAGGAGGAGCAGAGGGGUCUGGUUAACUCUGAAAACAACCAGCCAGGUCACUCCGCAUCCUCUGAACCGUCUGGGUUCAGUGGAGGAUUGAGUCAAGCUGCUGCCCCCGGUCCUCCUCCAUGGAGAGCAAAGAGACAUGCUGAGAUUAAUGGAACUGAAGCGAGAGGAGAGAAAAAUGUCGCCCAUGUAGCCCCCACUGCACAAGAGAGACACCAAGACGCCGACGUGACCCAGCCCGCUGAAGCUGCUCCACAGUCCCACCGACCUCUGACUGCCAUCACCAAACACACCUCAGAGUCUUCAGCUGUGGAAACUCCCAGUUCACAUGCUGAUGAACCCCAGCCUCAUCUUCCCGUCACUGCCAUGACAACUAGAGCCGGUGCAGAGGCAGCCAAACCUGCUCCAUCUACAGCAGGGGAAGCAGGGGAAUAUCCUUUUAUAAGAGGUGGCGCAAAGGAACAAAGGUCCCAGGUAUCCCAGGAUCAAUUAGCGACUGAGUCUCAGGCUUUGCCCCAUCUUCCUCUCACAGCGUUAACCAAAAGCAGCUCUGACGGUCCCGCUGCAUCUAAAUCUGAUCAGAGUGCAGCUUCAGUGCCAAACCUGUUGAUGCCACAAUCACCAACGAUAAAGCGAGGCGAAUAUCCAUUUAGACGUGACACCAGUGAAGUAAAGCCUCACGUGCCACUUUCUGCCAUGACCAAACCCAACACAGAGUCUUCAUCGUCUGCUUUAACGGCUCAGUCUUUAAGCCUUUCAGCCUCGCAGGAACCUGCAGUAAAACCUGGAGAAUAUCCCUUUAAACGUGUGCCAGUACUUAAAACACCCAGCCCCAGUUUAAAGAGAAGUGUGAGCUUCCCUCAGUCUGCAGAAAAAUUACUUCCCUCCAAAUCAAUCAUAAAAUCUGGCUUCUCACCUAAUUUAGACAAGAAAGCGAACAAGCCAGCAGGGGGCGACUUUAAACAGGAUGUGAUGAAGUCGCAAACACUUCCACGCUCCAAUGGUGCUCAAGCCAAACGGGCUUUAUUUGAAAGGAUGAACUCGGAGCCUAUAAAGCCAAAAGACUCGAAGCCUAAACUGAAGCGCUCUCAGAGCUUUGGUGUGUCCAGUGCCAGUGGUAUAAAACAUAUCCUGUUGGAGUGGUGUCGCUCCAAAACCAUUGGCUAUCAGAACAUAGACAUCCAGAACUUCUCGUCCAGCUGGAGUGAUGGGAUGGCCUUCUGCGCCCUGGUCCACUCCUUCUUCCCUCUGGAGUUUGAAUACAACUCUCUUGACCCUGCAAACCGCAAACACAACUUAGAGCUGGCCUUCACUACCGCAGAGGAGCAGGCUGACUGUCUGCGUCUGAUCGAGGUGGAGGACAUGCUGGAGAUGGGGGACAAGCCCGAUCCCAUGUGUGUGUUCACAUACGUCCAGUCCCUCUACAACCACCUGAAGAAGUUUGAAUAACUCUGUAUCAGAGCAUGUCACGAAGUCUACACGUGUUUUAAACACUUUGAAUGAGGAGCCUAAAGUGACGCAAACUAACAGGAAGUCUCAGCUGUCUGUGCCAAAUCACAAAUAAUAUGUUGAUCAGUUUUAUACUGUGUGUGUGUGUGUGUGCGUGUGUGUGUGUGUGUGUGUGCAUUCAACUGUUUCCCACAGUUUCUUCAGCAUUUGUAGUGGACUUCAUAAAACGCUUUCCUGCAGCUCAUACUGUGACAUGUGAGGCUCUAAAUGUGCUGUUUUUGAUAAAAGGAAGUCGGCCUUGUGUAGUAUUCACAUCAAUAAGGACAC